UCUGUCCCACACUGUGCAGCCCCCCAGCAAACAGCCGGGGUUUAAACCGGACAGGUUAACGGUGUUUCAGUCCUCUCCCGGCCGCCUCGGACCUGCCUCUACAGAGAUGUUGGUGCGGUGGUUGCUGCCGGUGCUCUGUGCUCUGUCCGCAGAGGCCGACUUCUUCCACUUCGACAGAAUUUCCAAUGUUUCCAGCUACUAUUUUAAUUAUAUUUAUUGCAAUAUAUGGGAGGGGGAUUGUCAGCCCAACCAAGACGAUGCUGCACAGCAAGUUCCUUCCAGGGACCCUUGGGCAGGUUUUCCUCAGGACUACAUCAGCCUGCUGAAUCAGUGGUACUGUAGCCUGGGCCAGUGCUGUGAAUCUGGAGACUGCAGGAUGACCAACAACAUCUCAGGUCUGGCGAGGGACCUUCAGACGAAGCUCCACGGGCAGCACCUGGCUCAGUCUGUGGUUCUGAAAGCCAUCCAGGGUUUUAUCAACAACCCCGAGUCCAAUAAGCCGCUGACGCUCUCCUUCCACGGCUGGUCCGGCACCGGCAAGAACUUUGUGGCCCGGGUCAUCGCAGAUAACCUGUAUCGUGACGGCAUGAAGAGCGAGUGUGUCCGACUGUUCAUUGCCCCGUUCCACUUCCCACACGCCAGACUGGUGGACACGUACAAGGGCCAGCUGCGAGAGGCGAUCCGGGACAUGGUGCUGCGCUGCCCUCAGACUCUGUUCAUCUUCGACGAGGCGGAGAAGCUUCACCCCGGCCUCAUCGACGCCAUCAAACCCUACAUGGAUCACUAUGACAACGUCGAUGGCGUCAGCUACCGCAGAGCCAUCUUCCUCUUCCUCAGUAAUAUAGGUGGAGCAACGAUCAAUGACGUAGCGCUGGACUUCUGGCACUCUGGUCAAAACCGAGAGGACAUCGGUAUGGAAGACCUGGAGCAUCGGCUACGAGCGGAAACUAUGGAGUCUCAUGGUGGGUUUGCUCAGAGUGAGCUGAUGUCUGGCCACUUGAUCGACUUCUUUGUGCCGUUCCUGCCUCUGGAGUACCGCCAUGUGAAGCUGUGUGCACGGGACGCCUAUACAGCACGAGGCCUGGAGACGGAUGAAGCUACGCUGGAUGAGGUGGCCAAGGCGAUGCUGUAUGUGCCCAAAGAGGAGAGACUGUUCUCUGCCCAGGGAUGCAAGUCCAUACCCCAGCGGAUCAACUUCUUUCUCCCCUAGAAGGAGAGACAGACAGACAGAGAGACCUGGAGGAGGAGUCCAUCUGCUUACAGAGCCACAGAGGAGAUGUGUCUGCUCUGCUCUACGUACUCUCCCCCCCACAGACACAACACGUGUCUGUCCAGGUCCCUCAGAGGACAGACAGCAGGGCUGAUCCAGAGGGGAAAGCAGCGCGACCCACCCUGCAGACAUGAGGAGAGCCAGACGGUCACCAUGUGCAGUGUGGCUGCUCUUCUUCACCUGCCGGGUUUGAAUCCUCACAGUAAGACGGAGAAUUAGACGGUGUACGUGGUUAUGAAGUGUGUGUCAUACCUUUGUUGUCACUAUUUAUGUCUGUUCAUCUUGUCUUAGUUGCACAUUUUUUUUUUACGUUUAGGUAAGUUCAUACUUCAUGUGUUAGUAUACGCAUGUCGGACAUCGAUGCUGAUAUCAGCACUGAAUAUUUAUUGACAUCAUUUGUGCCAUAUUUGAGCAUUUUUACUGUCCCUGAUUAUUUUUGUGGAGUUGUUUUAAUACACAUUUGGUGGUAAUGUAUUAGUAAAUAUUAAAUGGCACUGUAGUGUGAACAGUAUGGAGUGUGUAACGGCUAACGUACAUGGUGCUGUGAUGAAUAUGUGACUUGAAGUUGUUACUAAGAGUACAUGUGUCAUUUGAAAGUGAUCUUUUCUGUGUAAAUAUGUUGAACAACAAUCGUUUUAUUGUCAGUAAUUUCGUUGUUUCAUAUGAAACCUCAUACGUGUCUUUGAAUCAUCAUCACAUCAUAACAUAUUGCUGUUGAUUUGGAGCAUAGUUAACAAAUAUAUUUGUAUUCGAUGACUUGCUUUAUGUCCAUCAUUCAUGCGUUCACGGAUUUUCUUCUCUAAAGUUAAUGAUCACAAGAAGAAUGAGAAAAGAAAUGUCAGAAAUGGUUUUAAGAAAAUAAACAUCCACAGUAAACCAACAAAAGUUGUUUUUAUUUAAUGCAAUAAUUUGAUGUGUUCAUUUGUCAAAUAAACUUUAAAGCAAU
Cottoperca gobio is the source of this 2216-nucleotide messenger RNA. It is a transcript of the gene tor3a, whose product is annotated as torsin family 3, member A. The record is from RefSeq and is a predicted model, not a curated record. The coding region runs from base 107 to 1210 and encodes 367 amino acids. Gene Ontology annotation, cellular component: nuclear envelope; endoplasmic reticulum lumen. Gene Ontology annotation, molecular function: ATP hydrolysis activity; ATP binding. NCBI's taxonomy places the organism in Eukaryota, Metazoa, Chordata, Actinopteri, Perciformes, Bovichtidae. The transcript is spliced from 6 exons.